CAAGCACAUUGUAUGUCGCCGCCUGCAGAAUAUCGACAUUGAGCGACCACCGACCAUCGCAAGAGUUCGACUUGUCACCACUGCACUGGCCCCAGUCAUCGAGGCUGGGGACUAGACAAGAUGUCGGUAAUCCUCUGCACUGCUGGAUAUGACCACACUAUCCGAUUCUGGGAGGCUCUGAGCGGCAUCUGCUCACGGACCAUACCGCACCCUGACUCGCAGGUCAAUCGACUCUGUAUCUCACCGGACAAGCGCUGGCUGGCUGCUGCUGGACACCACACGGUGAAGCUUUACGACAUUAAGUCUACCAAUCCGGCUGCUGUCCUCACGUUCGAGGGCCAUACCGGUAACAUUACCGGCGUCGCAUUUCACUGCGAGGGCAAGUGGAUGGUCACGUCUUCAGAGGAUGGCACUGUGAAGAUCUGGGAUACUAGAAGUGGCCAUGUACAACGCAAUUAUUCUCAUGGUGUCCCAGUCAACGACGUCGUGAUACACCCCAACCAGGGAGAAUUGAUCUCUUGCGAUCGGGGCGGAAAUCUGCGCAUCUGGGAUCUGUCCGAGAACAAAUGCAGCCACCAGCUGGUUCCAGAGGAGGAUAAGAGCAUUGCAUCCAUCACAGUCGCGACGGACGCCUCUCUUUUAUGCGCUGCUGUCAGCUCGAGCACCAAUGGCAGCGUUUUUGUGUGGCGCUUGGUCACAAUUAAGGAUACGACCACGCUCAUUCCCAUCACCAAGUUCACGGCCCAUGGCACGUACAUCACGAGAGUCCUACUGUCACCAGAUGUACGCAAGCUUGCGACCUGCUCGGCAGACCACACCGCUAGAAUCUGGACAGUCGACCUCGACAAUGUCGUCCCACCAGAGGAGGAGAGGGACGAGAACGGCGUAGUGAUUCCUACCUCUGGCGAGGAUCUCUCUGGUGCCUUUCCGCUGGAGAAUGAGCUCGAUGGUCACCAGCGCUGGGUGUGGGAUUGCGCAUUCUCUGCCGACUCUGCGUAUCUUGUCACAGCUUGCAGCGAUCACUAUGCGCGACUUUGGGAGCUGGCCAGCAAGAGCAUCAUACGCCAAUACAACGGACACCACCGUGGCGCGGUCUGUGUUGCGCUCAACGACUACUCCGAGACUAGGUGACUCGGACUGCUCAAAAUCUAUGGGAAAGCAAAUGGCAUGGCAUGGCGUUCGGGACUGGCUGCUCGUGGUUGCCUUGGGCACGAACAUCGCGUGGGAUCGGCUGACUGGGUGAAUUUUGGGCGGAGUCUUUGCGCCAGUUUUUGCACUAUACCACAGUGCAAUUCACCACAGAAAAGGGUGACGAGUUGCACCUGCGGCUGCCCUAUGCCUCGCUCCAGUACAUACACACUGGAAUCACUUACCUAGUUGCCUUCAUUUUCGAAGCAACUUAUCUCGCUCUAUACCUAGUUCUCAACGGACAAUCGAUCCAUUGUCCUUGAAACGUCCGAC
This is a messenger RNA of Sphaerulina musiva SO2202, 1461 nucleotides long. RefSeq names its product WD40 repeat-like protein. NCBI's taxonomy places the organism in Eukaryota, Fungi, Ascomycota, Dothideomycetes, Mycosphaerellales, Mycosphaerellaceae. Bases 121 to 1131 code for a protein of 336 amino acids. Gene Ontology annotation, biological process: regulation of actin cytoskeleton organization; TOR signaling. The record is from RefSeq and is a predicted model, not a curated record. Gene Ontology annotation, cellular component: TORC2 complex; TORC1 complex. The transcript has 4 exons. Gene Ontology annotation, molecular function: protein binding.